AUGGGUCAGCAGCAAUCUGCAUCCCGCCGUCAUCCACUGACGUCGCGUCAGUUGGCGGAAUCAGGAAACAAUGUGUCCAAGGCGGUGCGGCAGCACGUACUGCAGGGCGCAGCGACUGCCGGCAACCAGCCAGACUCGUUGAAUGAAAGUUCCAGGUCGUCCGCAGCAGUUGCAGCGGAGGAUCCUUUUUCCGCAAGCGGUGGGUUGAUCGGGGGAGAGAGGUCGGCGGGGGAUGAGAGCGCGCGUGGAAUGUCGGAGAUGUGCGGAAUGUCGGUGCUGGAGGCGGUGGAGGGGCUGUCGGAGGCGGAGCUGCUCGAAUGCUCCAAGUGCGGCAACGAGCGGGAGGACUGGACGCGACGGCAUCGCCUGAGAGCCAUCUUUGAAGCCCUAGGCAUGCACGAGCCGUCCUCUGCGUCUCUCGCGCCCAUCGCGCCCGCUUCCUCCUUGUCUUUCCCCGCUCCGCCUGCUCCGCUCAGCCCUCUGAUUUCCCCCACUCCCUCCGCGACGCCGCCAGUUCCCCCCCGGCGUCCGCCAGUGGGCAGUAACCGCCUGUCUCCCGCCAAUGCUUCGGCCCUCCCGCCCCUGUCCCCCACGUUCGGGACAAACCUGGACGCUCGUCCGCGCUCGUUCGGCAGCGCGGAGGCCCACGGGAAGGCGCACUUCACCCCGCACUCCGCGGGCUCAAUUUCCCGCGCGCUCGAGGAGAACGCGCAGGGCGCUAUAGACCAGGGGGAAGCCGAUGGCGGGCUGGCGGAAUGCGCAGAUGAGGACGCGGGCGGGGGAGUGAGGAUGGCAGUGGGGGAGGCAGCGGAAUCGCGGUCGGGAUACAAGCUGUGGGGGCGCAAGGGCGGCAGCAGCCGCAACACAGACGCGCUCGCGCUCGCUUCCCUCUCCGCCGCUGCAGCCGCCAGCGGAGGGAGCGGUGGCGGCGCUGCAAUCGCUGGCGGCGGGUUGAGUGGGGCGGGCGGGGGAGGCAUGCGGCCGCCGCCGUUGCGGCGCACUGUCACCGCCACCGCCGCAAUGACCUCCUCCCUGCUCUCCGCCGCCGCCGCUGCCUUCGCGUCCCCCGCGCACGACCUCCGCCCCGCGCAGUCCUCCUCGUCGGGAUCCAUUCCGCUCAACCCCGUCGCGCGCACGCGUGCAGCCAGUAACGACUCUGCUACCACGUCAGCAGAGAGCGCAGGAGCUAUCCCGCCUUCCCGCUCGCCCGUUCGCUCCGCGGACAAGCCCGCCUCGGGGCCGCUCAAGGCGGCGCUGUCCAGUUCCGCAGGCGACGCGGGAGAUGUCCGCCCGCCCCUAGGCGCGCAGCGGUUCGCGCUGGGCUUUUCCAUCCCGCGCACCCACUCCGCUUCCCGCGCCCCGGCCUCUGGUGUUCCGUCGUCCACCCCGCCGCCUCCAUUACCCGCGUCAGCAUCGCUGUCAGCCACGUCAGCAGCUGGGGGCACGAGCCUCCACAGGGGCUUGUCCGGGAGGUUGAAGGGCGCGCUAGGCGGGCUCGGGGGCCUGAGGCGCGCGCGGUCGGAUGCGGCGCAGCUGGCGGAAAUGAUGGCAGUGAGCGGGGACCUCGUAGGGGGAAGCAGGGACGGGGGAGCGGAUGGGGGUGCCGCCGUCGGGGGGCUGGGGGAGAUUGAGCUUGGGCUGGGCGGGCGGAGACGGCGAGGGCGGAAGAAGAGCUUGGGGCAGGUGGGGCGGAGCGUGAGUGUGCAUGCGGGGGAGCAGAGCCCGUUCGGGGCGGGGCAAGGCGAGUACGGGAGUGAGGGGGGGCGGAGUGCGCACAGCAGCGGCAGCAGCCAGCAAGGCCAGGCGCUUGCGGGGACCAUUUCAGGCUGCCCCAUGGGGAUGGGCGCGGCUGCGGCAGCGGCAGCAGCAACAGCAGCAGCACGGGAGGGCGGCAGCGGACGGCGCCCCAUGCCACGGUCGCGCAGCUACGAGACGGUGGCGCACGUAGAGUCCGACGGCGCGCGGGCGGGCGGAGGCGCUUGGGCGGGCCAGGGGGGCGAGCGGGGGGAAGGAAGUAAGGGGAGUCCGGGGAGAAGCAGUGGAGGGAGCGCGGGCCUGGAGGCGGGCAGGGGGGAAGCGGAGAGGGAGGAGGCGGGGCGGGGGGAGGUGUCAAUGGAUGGCAAGAUGCUGAGAGCCAUCACGACGGCUCAGAUGCUGCUGCAGUCCGACCAGGUGACUCACAGCCCACUGCUGCUCGCCAUGCCCAUGCCCAUCCCAUCCUACACGCCCCCUCAUGUCCACCACCCACUGUCUGCUAACCAACCAACCUGCUGCUUUUGCCUCUUCCCCCUCCCUCCUCUCUCUCUCCCCCCUCCCUCCCCCGACCCGCGCGGCUGUGGCACGGGCGAGCAGUCAGCGGGGGCGGGGAGGGUGUUUGAGCAUCUGCUGGGCGCGCUGCUGGACAUGACAUCGUCCAAGUUCGGGCUCAUCGGCUCCGUGCUCUUCCAGGCCAACGGCGCUCCCUACCUCAAGUCGCAUGCAGCAUCGAACAUAGCAUGGACGGAGGAGCUGCAGGCAUGGUACCGGGACAACUCGCACCGCGGGCUCGUGUUCACCAACACGUCCAACCUGCUGGGCGCCACACUGCUCUCCUCCGCGCCCGUCAUCUCCAACCGCCCCGCCCUCGAUCCCCGCUCUGGCGGCGUGCCCCCGGGCCACCCGCCACUCUCCGCCUUCCUUGGCGUGCCCCUCAUCGUCGGUUCCGAGAUGAUCGGCAUGUACGCGCUGGCCAACAGGGCGGGCGGGUACAGCCGCGCGUUGCUGCAGGAGCUGGAGCCGCUGACAGCCAGUGUGGCCGUCAUGCUGCAGGCCGUGCAAGAGAGGAAGCGCAAGCGCGAUGCUGAGCUGCGCCUGCUCUCCGUCCUCCAGGUUCCCCCUCUCACCCCUCCUCCCCCGCCUCUACCCGCUCGUUCUCGUCUCUUCCUUGUGCUCAUGGCGUUCUCUCACUCCCUUCCCAGUAACACGUCUUUCCAUCUUCCCCCAUCCUUUAUUGUUUCUCCCCGCAUGCUCGUCUUCGUGCCACGCCCGCUCCUCUCCCUCUUCAUCUACCACCUUCCACCUGCUCAUAACCACCCGAACCCCUUCCCUUCCCGAAUCCCUCCGUCUUCCACCCUUAACCACCCUUCCCCCCUCCUGCUGCACGUGCCAGCACUGGCAGCCUCGUCGGCAGCAACAUCGGCAGCACCGUCAUCAGGGCUGUCGUUCCCUCCACCAUUAUCGCCUUCGUCGGCACCACUUGUUGCACCCGCGUUUGGGCGAUCGUUAGCACCCUCAUUAUCAGCAAGAGCAGCAGCAAGAGCAGCACCACCACCAGCCCCAGCAGCAGCAGCAGCAGCAGCAGCAGCAGCAGCAGUAUCAGCAGCAUCAGCAGCAGCAGCAGUAUCAGCAGCAUCAGCAGCAGCAGCAGUAUCAGCAGCAUCAGCAGCAUCAGCAGCAUCAGCAGCAGCAGCAGCAUCAGCAGCGGCGCCAGCAUUAGUGGCGAUGCCGCUAUCAGCAGUGCCCAAAUCACCACCAACCUCUGGGUUCUUGUCACCGAUAGGAACGCCCCCACAAUUCAGGCCCACAAUCAGCAGCGCAUCUCAGGGCCCCCACAGGGAUGGAGGCGGAGCAGGCAGGCUGGGAGGUGGGGUUGGCGAAGCGGCAGAAGUGUGGGAGAACAGACGCGAGCGGGGAGGGGCUGAGCUGAGUAGCAGUCCCUUGGAAGGCUUUCAUGGGCAGCAGCAGCCGUACCAGCAGUACCAGCAGCAGCAGCAGUAUCAUCAGCAUCAGCAACAGCAGCAGCAGCAGCAACCACAGCAGGAGUUGCCGGGGCAGUGGGCGGAGGGGCAGGUUCUGUUUCGCAAGUUUGGGGAGGAGGGCAGCAGCACGCGCGGCAGCAGCAGGCGGCGCAGCACGGGGCUCAUGCGCUUCCGGUCGCUGGACAGCGCCAAGCAGCAGUCCAACUUCCACAACUAUGUCGCCUCCCUCAACAGCUAA
This is a messenger RNA of Closterium sp. Naga37s-1, 3975 nucleotides long. Lineage: Eukaryota; Viridiplantae; Streptophyta; Zygnematophyceae; Desmidiales; Closteriaceae. The record is from the annotation of a GenBank genome assembly.